Messenger RNA from Microthlaspi erraticum, 273 nucleotides. The record is from the annotation of a GenBank genome assembly. Lineage: Eukaryota; Viridiplantae; Streptophyta; Magnoliopsida; Brassicales; Brassicaceae.
AUGACAGGGCGUUGGAGGCGUGAUAGGGUACCACGUGACAUGGCUCGUAAAUUCGGCUUGCCAUAUUUGAGGUGGCUUUGCUUAUUUACGAUGGGAGAGAGUUGGCACAACAACCACCACGCGUUUGAGUCAUCGGCGAGGCAAGGAUUGGAGUGGUGGCAGCUGAUAGAUAUCACUUGGUACCUCAUUCGACUACUUGAAGUUCUUGGUUUAGCGACUGAUGUGAAAUUGCCUUCAGGAUUUCAGAAGCAGAAAUUGGCUCUCCCUGGUUGA